AAACCUCUGCCCAUGCCUGCUGCGUGACUGUGGAAGUGACACGACGCCGGUACAUUUCUCCCAGAUUCACGCUUUUUACAACAUUUAGAAAGAUCCUAAAAUGUCCGAGGCGCUGUUCGAGUGGUGCGUGGACCAGCUCCAUCACAGGUUCGGACUGGAGGCCUGUGAGGAUAUUGUCAAGUAUAUUCUGACUAUUGAAAACCGGGAGGAGCUGGAGGAGUAUGUGGGAGAUCUGCUGCAGGGGACUGAUGGGAGAAAGAGACACUUCAUUGACGAUCUUCUCAAACGAUGGGAGAGGAGCCAGAGACCGUCCAUGGACACUGCAGGACUUAUUGUCCUCAAAGAGUCUGUCCCCUUUGCCGCAGAUUCACCUCCAGACACAACAUCUCAGAAAAAAUCCAAGCGAAAGGGUCGGAACAAAGAGGUCCUGCCUGUCAGCCAAGCGGAGCCUGAGCCAGAGGCAGUCAAAACCCCCAUCGAUCAGGCCAGAAGCCAAGACAUGGGCAGCUCAUCUUCUACCAAAAAGAAAAAUAAGUUUGUGAACCUGUACGCUAAAGAAGGUCAGGACAAACUGGCGGUGCUGCUCCCUGGACGACAUGCGUGCGAGUGCCUUGCUCAAAAGCACAAGCUCAUCAACAACUGUAUCAGCUGCGGCCGCAUCGUGUGCGAACAGGAGGGCUCUGGACCGUGCCUGUUCUGCGGGAGCUUGGUGUGUACCAAAGAGGAACAAGAGAUCCUGCAAAGAGACUCCAACAAAAGCCAGAAACUUAGAAAGAAGCUCAUGGGAGACGGAGGAGACAGAGAUUAUCUUCCGCAUCAGGAGGCCAAGAUGAAGGCUGGGCUGGAGAAGGCCGUGCAGCACAAGGACAAACUACUGGAGUAUGACAGGAAUAGUGUGAGGAGAACCCAGGUUUUGGAUGACGAGUCAGAUUACUUUGCCGCUGACUCCAAUCAGUGGCUGUCUCCGGGCGAGCGAGAGAAGCUGAGGAGGAAAGAGGAAGAGCUCCGAGAAAUCCGCCACGCUUCUCGAAAAGACCGCAAAAUCACUUUGGACUUCGCCGGGAGACAGGUCAUCGAAGAGGGAGACGGCCUCAAGGAGUACUACACCAAGUUGGACGAAACCCUGAAGGCCAUGCACAGUGACCCUUCCUCCCCCAUGUACCCCAGAGUCCAGGGACAGCGCCCCCCUCUGAGAGAUCUGGUCAACCCCAACAUCAUGCAGAGUGCACCUGAGUGGGUGGAUGUGGGGGUCUCGGAGGGGCCCAAGCGCAGCCUGGAGGCGGGGAGCAGGCCUGGGGCAGGAGAUGGAGCUGGGGCAGGAGGUGAGGAGCGCUCUAGACUCCGGCUCCAGGACAAAGAGCUGCAGGAGAUGUCUGAUGGAGGCUGGUGUUUGAGCAUGCACCAGCCCUGGGCCUCUCUGCUCGUCAGGGGCAUCAAGAGAGUGGAGGGCCGGACUUGGUACACAUCUCACCGCGGCCGUCUGUGGAUCGCUGCUGCAGCCAAGAAGCCCACCCCCCAGGAGAUCAGCGAGGUGGAGAACAUGUACCGCCACAUCUACAGAAAAGAGCCUGCCUUUCCUAAAGACUACCCCACUGGCUGCUUGUUGGGCUGCGUGAACGUGACUGACUGUCUGUCCCAGGAGCAGUUUAGAGAACAGUGUCCGGAUGUGUGUGAGGAGUCGGCCUCUCCGUUCGUCUUCCUCUGCUCCAGCCCUCAGGAGCUGCUCGUCAAGUUCCCCAUGAAAGGAAAGCACAAGAUCUGGAAGAUGGAGAGCCACUACCACCAAGGGGCCAAGAAAGGACUGAGACCAUCUGUGGCGUUCUGACAUGGACGAGAUGAACCUCACAGCGCAGACCCAUCGCUCUCCAGAUUAUAACCCACGCACCGUACCAGGACCUGAGUGAUCAUGACAUCAUUUAAAGGUCCUACAGUACCUGAAACAUGUUCUAAUGUUAAUUUAAGUUACCUCAUCAAAAACAGACCUGGAGUUUUUUUUGUUUCAUUCAUACAUGUUUGAAUAAGCCUUUAUUAUCAGUCUGUCUGCAUCUCCAAACCUCAAACUGCUCUGUAACAUCUCCUUUUACCUUUACUUCAGCAGAAACUGGCAAUUCCCGAUCUCAGAUAGAUUGACUGAUAUGGGUAUUUCCGUGGCCAAUGCCGAUACCGAUUGUUUAAAAUCCAGAUGAAGUGAUAUCUGAUACCUAGGACAGAUUUGGAUUAUUUUCCUUGAAUUAAAUUUACUACAAACUCCCCCACAGCCCUGGUUUACCACAAACCCAUAAGAGAACUGUGGAGUCACGUUUAGUACUGUGCUCUCUUCUUAUUAUAAGGCUUUGUGUGUGUUUUUAGGCAGCAGAUCCACAAAAACAAAAUAUCAUAUGAUAGUUGACUCACUAUCGCUAGUCUUAAAUGAUCUAAAUGAUUCUAGUGAAGUUGUAUGGAGUUUAAAAAUACAGAGGAGUACUUUCUGUAUUACCACAUGACAUCACAAGGUGGAACAGAAUUAGGACUACGUUUACACUGAAACGAAUCCGCGUAUCACCGUAUCGGAAACAAUCUGUGUCCAGACAUGUCGUUUCUGUGUCAGCAAACCUUCCCUAUCCACACAGCUUUGAGCACAUUUGUUUACGUUUUACAUAAACUAAGGCUGCGUUCAAACUGCAGCCUGAAGUGACCCAAAUCAGAUUUUUGGCUUCUAUAUGACCUGUAUCUGAUCUUUUAAUGACAGUCUGAACGACACAGAUCCGAUUUUUUCAAAUGCGACCCAGGACACUUAUAUGUGCACGAUAUGUGCUCCUGAAACAGAUCCAUAUCUGAUCUUUUGACAUGCGACUUCAGUGUGAACGGCCAAAGCGCAUUCGUCCGACCUACACGUUAUCAACAAGACACAAACAUCACGAUUCUGCGCUAAAGUAGGCGAAAAUUGUUAAUGAACUCCGUGUCACUGAAGUGAAGCACAUCACCACUCACCACUCUUGGCUCCGUCUCCACAUCCACACGUUCCUUUCAACAGGACUGAACCACAAAACACCACGACCAAAAACCUCGUCCUUCUCCUUCUCAAUCUCCUCCUUAAAACAAGUAAGUUGUUCAUGUUCUGGCUCCGGUACGAGAGGAACUUUAAAAUCUCCAGGUGCUCAAUGCUGCGUCCAUGUUUGAACAACUUCCGUAAACACAGAUCACGCUCGCUGCGGUUGACGUCGUCGUGUCUCCAGUGUCACAUGCGGGACACUUUUGGGCCGUUUAACGUUCACACUGGAGUCACAUACAAGUCACAUUUAAUUGGAAACGUGAACGACCUCGCAAAAACAUCAGAUUUCACAAAAAAAUCGGAAUUGAGCGUUAAGCCCUGCAGUCUGAACGUAGCCUACGUGCUCAGAAAAAACAGCUCGUUAUUGUGCGCUGAUGCAGUUCGGCUUUUGUCGGACUAAAGGACACGACUCAGUGGAAUAUGAGUGUUCUCUCUGUGACAGUUCUGUUUGUUCUGUGCUUCUAUCGCGUUGGAGAUGGUUCAUGUGAAACUUUUCAGAGAUUAUACGUCUGCAGGUCGUACACACAGACCGUUUAUAUGAAUGAACAUAUACUCUAGCCUCUUAGCGUUUUGGUGGUGAAUUACUUUGCGGCGCAUAGAACUACAUCAGCGUAUCAGUGUUUUCAGGUGUCCACACAGUGCCGGAUCAGCCGUUUUCAGUCAGAUUAGUGUGAACGAACACUGCACCCACAAUGAAAACAACUCUAAUACGAACUAGUGUGGACGGGGCCUAAAUCUGCAGGGUUUGUGUGUUAAACAUGUGAAUGAAACAAAACACAACUCCAGGUCUGUUUGUGAUGAGGAAACGACAUUAUAACAGAGAUAAUUAAUAAAGUUAUUGAGCGACAAGAAAGCUGUAACCCUGAAGUCCUUUUGCAGGGGUGAUUGGGGGAACAGUAGAUGAUUGCUUUUACUGUCAAAUUAUCGUCAAUUGUGGCGAAUGAUUAAAAGCUAAGUACUGGGAAAGAUUAAAAACAGUGCUCCCUGCCAAACACUGAUCCAAAGUGACCACAGCUGUUGACAGAGUGAUCUUCAGGCCACGUGUGCCCAGUUUCCUCUUGGCGUAUAUGGUAAAUUAUAAGUUCAUAGUUUGUAGUUCAUAAAUCUGCUUUGUGGAGAGGCUUCUGUUCUCUUCACUUGUGUUGGAAGAUAAAAGUUUUGGUGAUUUUUAUUAAAUCAAAUUGUUGUUCUUUUUCCAAUUUUUCAUUAAAUUUCAUUGAUCAAAAA
Molecule: messenger RNA, 4258 nt
Organism: Boleophthalmus pectinirostris (great blue-spotted mudskipper)
Lineage: Eukaryota; Metazoa; Chordata; Actinopteri; Gobiiformes; Gobiidae
Gene: trip4
Product: thyroid hormone receptor interactor 4
Exons: 13
Coding region: 101-1825 (574 amino acids)
Biological process (GO): regulation of DNA-templated transcription
Cellular component (GO): nucleus
Molecular function (GO): zinc ion binding
Source: RefSeq, a predicted model, not a curated record